AUUUUUAGGGCGUUUUAGCCACCUUACUUCUUUGUGGUUGUUUGCCUAUCUACAUUGCCAUUUUGUAAAUGUGAGUGUACCAAAUUUCAGUAAGACAAUUUAGCCAUUAGACGUUCGAAUAUGUUGAAUCUUGUGUGCGAAAUCAAAAUGUAAUGUUUAUCUCGUCACUCCGUCGCAUAGCCCAUUGACAAUUUGCAAACCCAGAAAGUUAUAGCUGAAGUCUGAGCCCGUAACUGCACUCCGUUAGUCCUUUGUUGAUGGUAAUCGCGCAUUAGAAAAGAAAUCCAUAGCAUUCCGUUGAGGCAUUGUUCGAGGCACAGAGCUACGAGCAUGUUCAGUAUCAGCGAGCUCUGUUGCAUGUUUUGCUGCCCCCCAUGUCCGGGUCCAAUCGCGGCCAAGUUGGCCUUCCAGCCUCCGGAACCCACGUACAAACUGACUCCGGCGGAUGAUACCAACAUCCGGUACAACCUGCAGUUGUUCGAUCGGGCCGAAUGGCAGUAUUCUGAACGGGAAAAAUCGAAAGUGGAGGCCUUCUUCACGCGCACAUCGCGUGGCAACCUGAUCACCUGCAUCUAUGUGAGGUGCAGCAAGAACGCCAAGUACACGCUGCUCUUCUCGCACGGAAAUGCCGUCGAUUUGGGCCAGAUGAGCAGUUUCUACUUGACCCUCGGCUCUCAGAUCAACUGUAACAUCUUUGGGUAUGACUACUCCGGGUACGGGAUGAGUGGUGGCAAGCCCUCGGAGAAAAAUCUGUAUGCGGACAUAGAGGCAGCCUGGCAGGCGAUGAGAACCAGGUUCAACAUAAGUCCCGAGACAAUCAUCUUAUACGGACAGAGCAUUGGCACUGUGCCCACUGUGGAUCUGGCCUCGCGUCACGAAGUGGGAGCUGUGAUACUCCACUCGCCGCUCAUGUCUGGCCUUAGAGUCGUCUUUAGGAAGACAAAGAGAACCUGGUUCUUCGACGCCUUUCCCAGCAUUGAUAAGGUGGCUAAGGUGAAGGCUCCGGUUCUGGUUAUUCACGGCACCGACGAUGAGGUCAUUGACUUUUCCCAUGGCAUCGGAAUCUACGAGCGGUGUCCUAAGACUGUCGAGCCGUUUUGGGUGGAGGGAGCCGGACAUAAUGAUGUUGAACUGCAUCCGCAGUAUUAUGAGCGACUGCGCAAAUUUCUUUCGGUGGAGCUCGUCAAAUGACAAUUAAAGAAUAAUGUCGACGGAGGCGUUA
Messenger RNA from Drosophila rhopaloa, 1222 nucleotides. RefSeq names its product alpha/beta hydrolase domain-containing protein 17B. Lineage: Eukaryota; Metazoa; Arthropoda; Insecta; Diptera; Drosophilidae. Gene Ontology annotation, molecular function: palmitoyl-(protein) hydrolase activity. The record is from RefSeq and is a predicted model, not a curated record. The transcript has 4 exons. The coding region runs from base 331 to 1191 and encodes 286 amino acids. Gene Ontology annotation, cellular component: plasma membrane; endosome membrane. Gene Ontology annotation, biological process: protein depalmitoylation.